UUCGAGUAAUUCAACGAACUCUACGUCUUGUAGGAACUAAGAUAAGUUACUUUACUCAUGAUUCGCUCUUUUAAACGAUUCUUUUUAAAUUCAGAAGAGCUUCCUCGUGAGGCCUCGUCCUCCCUUUUGAUAACUCUUUUUCCUCAAUGCUUCAUCAGCUCUUCCGGUAAUGGAUUUCAGCGAGAACCUACUCAAGUAGCAGUUCAUGUUCAAGGAUGGGUUCGAGAGGAUCCUAAUGGAACCCCAUUUGGUCGUAAAGACCGAGUUAUGUUAAGUCUUCUUCGUCGUUAUGUUGGUCUUCCUCCUCAGGAAACUGUUGAUUCGAAUUUAAGUCUUCCAGAAGGAAUCGCAUCCAUGAAUGCAACGCCUUCAGUGGAACAUAUAAAAAAGUCCAGGGAAAGUAAAGGACAUUCGCAGAGUGAACCCAAUUUAAGAUACUGUGAACAAGAAACGGAAAAUGUCUCCACGGGUCAAUCCAAUACCUCUGCUCGAUCUUAUUAUAGUCUGUCCAGCUUUGUUCAAAAGUUCAUGAUCCCUUCAAAGGAGAGCAGUUAUAUUUCGUCUAUAGGAUUAAAGCAGUGUGAGCAUAAUUUCAUGACACGCUCAACGUAUUUGUUGAGCCGUCCGGUUAAAAACAAAACCGUUUUGGUUCGGAUUUAUUCUACAGAUGACAACUUUCAGGAACAUUGCGUAGCUGAAUUCAAAGCGAUAACUGACCCAAAUGGAUACUUUAUAUUAAAAGAGGCAAUUCCGUACUUUAAAACGAGAAACAAUAAAUUUUCAGUGGAAGCCAUUGCCAUUCGUUCUUUUGCAACGUCGGAACAAGCUCGCGCUGUAUUGAAUGAGGUUCCCAUUCUGAGUCGUACAGGUGUUUCAGUCAUUUCUGAUAUAGAUGACACAGUAAAAAAUACGAGGGUAGUUGAGGGACCAAAGAAAGUUGCAGAAAAUACGCUCUUGGCACCUUUGACAAAUCAAUACAUAGAAGGCGUUUCCGACUGGCUCCGUAUUGUGACAAAUUUAGGCGCUACUUUACACUUUGUAAGCAAUUCCCCCUGGCAGCUUUGGCCUAUGAUCUCUGAAUUUUUUGAUACCGAUAAUAUACCAUUCGUCUCUUCGUUGCAGUUAAGGCAUUUUAGCAGUGUUAUACAAAACCUAGUUGAGCCUGCUGCUCAACGCAAGCGUGCAGGUCUUAUACAUACAAUUCGAAACCUUGGCGAUAGGAAGGUACUUUUGAUUGGUGACAACGGAGAACAAGAUUUAGAAAUCUAUGCUGAAAUUGCGACGUGUUUCCCCGAUCGGGUGCUAGGUAUCUUCAUCCGCGACGUGAAAUCCGACUUUCAUGCUAAUGUGCAACCAAAAGGUACCAACGACACAUCUCAUCUGAAUACUAUUGCAACUACUGCACCAACUGGAAAAUCAGGCGAGCAUACUGCUAAUGAGUCACUAAAUACAAAGCCGAAAGACGUGGAUAAUGAACAGGCUUCAGAGUACUAUCAACUAGAACAGGAGCAAGGAACCGAGCCUUCAACAUUUCAAUUGCAUCGCUAUUAUACGUACCGUAUCUUCGUUGAGGAUAAAAAAGCAGGAUUUCGAAAACCCAAAACACAAGUAGAGCACGCAGUGACAAGGUUGCCAAAUGUUCAUUACCUUACACCGUAUUCCAGUAUCAAGUACUCAAACAAUGACAUUCAGGACUGGUAUAUUCAGUUGGCACGUGCUCGAGGGCAGGUCGCACAAAAUAUACCUAUUGUUAUGUGGAGAAAGGGCGAGGAGUGCAUUUCAUUCACAAAAAUGCUAAUUGAUGAGCAUUUAUAAGCUAAGAAUUUAGCUGUCCUGUUUUGGCAAAGACGAUUGCAAUGUUUUGUUAGAAUAUGGAAGGGAAAUUUAAAAAAAGAAGGGAAAGUAAUAUGUUUAUAUUUGAUGACCAUCUCGUAAACGAAACGGACUUUAUUGCAAGAAAUAAUGAUUGAUGUUUGAAACGAAUUAUUAUAUCAUGUAAUUUUAUAGUGUGAUUUUAUUUAUAGAUAAAUAAAUUAUCUACUUGAAAGCUACCAAGGGAAAAUAUAAAACUAAAAGGGAUUUUAGUUCAGCA
This is a messenger RNA of Schizosaccharomyces cryophilus OY26, 2092 nucleotides long. RefSeq names its product actin cortical patch protein. Gene Ontology annotation, molecular function: phosphatidate phosphatase activity. NCBI's taxonomy places the organism in Eukaryota, Fungi, Ascomycota, Schizosaccharomycetes, Schizosaccharomycetales, Schizosaccharomycetaceae. Gene Ontology annotation, cellular component: actin cortical patch. The record is from RefSeq and is a predicted model, not a curated record. Bases 58 to 1815 code for a protein of 585 amino acids. The transcript has a single exon.